Messenger RNA from Trichosurus vulpecula (common brushtail), 6898 nucleotides. It is a transcript of the gene FAM199X, whose product is annotated as family with sequence similarity 199, X-linked. The transcript has 6 exons. Lineage: Eukaryota; Metazoa; Chordata; Mammalia; Diprotodontia; Phalangeridae. The record is from RefSeq and is a predicted model, not a curated record. The coding region runs from base 85 to 1317 and encodes 410 amino acids.
GGCAGUCUGGGCGGCGGCAGCGGUCGCAGUCUCCUAGCGUCCCGGGCCUCACUGGGCCCCCUCCCCCAUGCCCGCGGGCGGCCUAUGAGCAGCGCCGCCGGUGCCCGCCCGCCCAGGCCUGCAGAAGACAGCGGCAGCGGCAGCGGCAGCAGCAGCAGCAGCAUGGCGGACGACGGGGCCGCGGCGGCUUUGGCCGAGAAGUUCUUGGCGCCCGAUGAGCCCUUCCCUCUGCUGGGCCCCCCGCGCGGCCCGGGCACCUGCUUCAGCGAGGAGUCGGGCUGCCUGGACGUCAGCGACUUCGGCUGCCAGCUGUCCUCCUGCCACCGCACCGACCCCCUGCACCGCUUCCACACCAACAGGUGGAACCUGACUUCCUGUGGAACCAGUGUAGCAAGCUCCGAAUGCAGCGAGGAGCUCUUUUCUUCAGUUUCUGUCGGUGACCAGGAUGAUUGUUAUUCCCUGCUAGAUGACCAGGAGUUCCCAUCUUUUGAUUUAUUCCCCGAGGGAAGCGUCUGCAGUGAUGUUUCUUCGUCCAUUAGCACUUACUGGGACUGGUCAGACAGUGAAUUUGAGUGGCAGUUACCAGGCAGUGACAUUGCAAGUGGGAGCGAUGUGUUCUCUGAUGUCAUCCCCAGCAUUCCCAGCUCACCAUGCUUGCUUCCUAAGAAGAAAAACAAACACCGCAACCUAGAUGAGCUCCCCUGGAGCGCCAUGACAAAUGAUGAGCAGGUUGAAUAUAUUGAGUACUUGAGUCGUAAAGUCAGUACUGAAAUGGGUCUUCGGGAACAACUUGAUAUCAUUAAAAUUAUUGAUCCCACUGCACAGAUCUCCCCCACAGACAGUGAGUUUAUUAUAGAACUGAACUGUCUCACAGAUGAAAAACUCAAACAGGUGAGAAACUACAUCAAGGAGCAUGGGCCUCGCCAGCGGGCCAUGAGAGAGCCCUGGAAGAGAAGCAGCUACAACUGUGGGAGCACCAGCGGUGUGAGCGGCGCCAGCAGCAGCAGUGCCAGCAUGGUCAGCUCUGCCAGCAGUACUGGUUCCAGUGUGGGCAACUCCGCUUCCAACUCAAGCGCCAACAUGAGCCGAGCACACAGUGACAGCAACCUGUCCACCAGUGCAGCGGAGCGGAUUCGAGAUUCUAAGAAACGUUCCAAGCAGCGGAAGUUACAGCAGAAGGCCUUCCGCAAGAGGCAGCUGAAGGAGCAGAGGCAGGCCCGCAAAGAGAGGCUGAGUGGGCUCUUCCUCAAUGAAGAAGUGCUGUCUUUGAAAGUGACCGAAGAAGAUCAUGAAGGAGAUGUUGAUGUUUUAAUGUAACCAGGGUGAAUUUGGCCGUGGGGUUUCUAAGCCUUAACGUUAUCCUCAAAGUUUGUGUGGAUUUUUUUUUUAACCAAAAUUUCGAUUAGAGCUGCGCUGAUGAUUUAGGUAAAUGUUUGACUCCUCAAACUUAAGUGUAGUAAUGAAAGUGGCUUUUUGCAAAAAGACAAAUGCUUUUCCAAGUUAGAAGACUUCACAGGUUGGUUUGUAGUUAAAUCCAUUCAUGUUGAUGUGUAGAUUUAAAAUCACUCUCCAAGGUAGAUUAUUCUCUUUGCGCUAAUACCAGUUGAGUUUUUCCAAAGGGUUGCUGCUUCUGUGUUUGAUGCCCAGCUGAAAACUUUUUUUGUGGUGUUGGGGGCAAGGAGGCAGGGCUGCAGGUGAAGGUACUGUUUGUAUAUUUUUAGGGAGUAUUGUCUUUUGUCUUCACCUGUUACUUAUUCAUAAAAUCGUAGAUAUAAGAUUAGAACCUACUUUUCUUCUCCUUUCCAUUCUUUGUGAAGUCAAAAUCCCAUUGGAAUUUGAGCCUGAUGAUUGUAGGGGAAUAGUUGUGCACACAAUCACAAGGCGGGGAGCCUAACAUCAUGCUGAAUAGUCAUUGGGUGAGAAUUUUUGAAAGGGGGAAUCACUAUCUGAUAUUUUCUGGACCUUUAGCAUCUAGAAUUGUUUUUCUCUCCAAGGCUGAUUUUUCUUUUCAAUUUGACCUAAUCAUUACAGUUGAUUUCCUUUAGCCCAACUCGAGCUUUUAAGUUUAAAUAAUAGUUUCUGGCUUGCUAAGAGACUCAUGUACAAAAUUUCCCUGAUGAUAAUCCUGGAAACUCUUCUUGACUUCUGUGUGAAACAUUUGAUAGUACAUAAAAACUUUGAAUCAUGGGAGUUUUCCAUAAGAACCAUAAUUUCAAGUGUCUGCCAUGAUUGUGAACUAGGUACAUGUUUAUAUAUUGACUAGCUUAUCACCACCUUGUAAGAUAGUGUGAAAUGAGGGCAUUCUUUAAAAAGUAUUUUCAUAGUAGUAUGUUUGAGUGAGUAUUAGAAAUACUGAAAUUUUUAAGUAGCUUAAGACAGACUUUGAAUCUUUCUAUAGGGAAGUUUAUGAUGGGGACUUUUCAUGUUGACAGUUGAUGGGCUGCUCUUUAAAAUUGUUUGAUGAUUACAUUCUUGGGGGUGAAAUGUUUUGGGGUGAUUAUAGCUCUAUAAAAGAAACAAGUCAGAGUAAUCAUGCCAUAGAGUCCACGUUCUUCUCCAUUAUUUUACUUUUCUGUAUUUACUUCUAAAAGCAGGCAAUUUAUUGAGGAGAUAAGUGCUCUAAAUUCCUAAUUUGUUGUGUUGGGGUUUCUUUAUUUUUAUUUCACUUUAAUACCUAGAGAGUUAAAUAAUUAAACUGAGGGGAAAGAAAAAUGACAAAUGAAAAAGAACCAGUGUAGCUUUCGUGACACAUGGUCAGAACAUUGGAAAUGCUACCAUGUGACACUUUUGUUAAGUAUAUUGUGAAAGACCACAUUCCUAAGAAAUUGCAUUGUUUUCUCACAGUAGUUCUGCUUCUCUUCUUCCCUUCCUACUUUUUAUACCCUCAGAUGGUUCUGUUGCUUCAGAAUCAAGAAGGCCAGAUGCUAAAAUUCUCCAAGAGAGGGUAGGCAAAGCCAGGCUGGUGGACCACAUGGCUCUAGGCUGCUAGUGUCAAAUUCAAAUAGAAACAGAUCCCUGAGGCUCCAUAUUGACUUAAAGCACAACGAAAUAACAUUAUCUAUGUUGUGUUGUAAGUUUUUAUUUGUUUUGUUAAGUAGUUCCUAAUUACAUUUUAAUCUGGGUCAACCCAUGGCAUUAAGUUUGACACCUCUGCUUUAGAUAAUUUAAGUAAUAGAAACAGAUUUCUUACAGCCGAGCCGUGAAAAAAGUUCAAGCCGGGAAAGAAGUUCAAAGGAGUGAUUGGCUGGUCUGUGGAGCUGUUUUUCAAGGAAAAUGGGACAGUUGUUAGUUUUUGGUUUGAAAAAAAUAUUGUUUGUCCAUCAGCUAAAUAGAAAUUUAUCCAAAUGUGGAUUCAGAUGCACUUAGUGUUUCUGAUUUCAGUGGUAACCUUCAAGACUCAUCUGUCAGACUCCAUAGUGUCCUGUCUUGGCUGAUGUCUUAUAUCGUACUCAUGUGGGCAUGUUGGAUAAUGGAUACUUGAGAAUUUGUGUUCUCCCCUUGGUCGGAUGCCUUUUCCCCAUUCAGUGAUAUCCGUCCCCAGUUUCACCUCACUUCCGUGGAUCUGUGAUCUUACCAAUGUGUGUGCUCCCUGCAGCAUUUCAGAGAGUACUCCAUCCUGUGUGGCUGUUGUCCAUCCUGUGGUUCUUGUCUGUGCUUUUCUGUAACUCCUCCACUAGGGCUUCACCUAGUUCUGGGACCCUUCCUCAAGAUCUUGUGAUACAGAGAGGAUUGGGGAUAGUGGAGGAGUGAGUUAAUAACCAUCAGUUAUCCCCUUCUCUAUAGAGAACUAGCCCAUCCCCUGCAUAGGAACUUUCCUUAAACUGUCUAAUAUUGCAAUUGCAACUGACUGCACAUGUCACUUUAUGCUAUUCUUGUUUUCCAUUUCUUAACAGAAAGGAAGCAUGUUGUAACAUUAGUUGUGUGAAUUAGCUGUAUUUGAUUUGAAUUUCUGUCCUCAUCCGUUAGAUAAUCACUGUAUGUAUAUUCUUUGCUCUGUGUCACUUCAAACAAAUCGCAGAUUUCACUGAUAUCCUCUAUACCACUUUUUCUGGGUAGUUUCUCUUUGGUAAUCUGUGGCAACCUUUUCACAUGUAUCUUUCCAUUGUUGCCCCCCAACUUGACAUCGUAAGAGACUGGGAUAUUCCAUGACUUGGAGCCCUACUAUAUCACAGGAGGAAUCUUAAUGCCAAAAAUACGGACUUUCAUUUUCGGGUGAGAUUUGGGGUCAUUCAAAGCCCUGCACACACUUUCCCGAAGGCAACCCAAUCAGCCCUCUUGCGUCCUACUCAACUCCAGGCUCAGGUCAUUGUACAUCCCCAGUGUCUGUCAGAAGUAGAAGGGUUUCCAUCUCAACUGCAUGCUAUAGUCUAAACGAUGCCCAUUCUUCAUUCGUUUUCUAGAAAUGUUUUAAAAAUAUUGACAUAUUUUGUUUUAACAGAGUGAUCACUUUGAAAGAAAUACCCCCUUCAUACUGCCUUUUCUUAAAUCGUCUAAUAUUGCAAUUGCAACUGACUGCACAUGUCACUUUAUGCUCUUAGAGAGUAAAGAAGCAUGUUUGAAUAUUAGCUGUGUGAAAUUCUAUUAGUCCUGUGAAACCAACAUGUCAUUGUAUUCGGUUUGAACUCUGCUGUCUUCACUUACAUUAUUGUACUCAUUGUGUAUCAUCUUCUGCUUCUUUCUUUGUUGUGUGUUAGUUCAUACAAUUCUUCCCAUGUUUCUCUGAACUCUUCAUAUUGUUUCCAACAGCAUAAUAGCAGGCCGUUGCAUUCACAUGCACAGUGUAUUCUGCCAUUCUUCAGUUGUUGGGCAAGUAAUUCCUCCCCCCACCCUUUUCUACUACAGAAGUGCUUCUCUGCUAUUUUGGUGCACAGAGGACCUUGCUUCCUGUCAUUGACCUCCAUCAAGUGUGAGUAGUAGGACUAGAUCAAAGGAUAUGAGUAAUUUAGUAACAUUUCUAAACAUAACUCUAAAUUGUUUUCUGGAAUGGUUGAACCAGUUCAUAGUUCUGCCAACAGUGUAUCGGUAUACCUGUCUCCCACGUUGUCCUCCAACACUAUUUUCAUCCUUUAAAAUAUUUGCCAAUUUGAUGGGUGUCAGGUAAUCCCCCAGGAAAAUCUCUAAGGUGGCCCAUUUUCUAGGUUGGAGGUGUAGUCUGCAUUGGUACAAGUGCACUCCCUACUGUGGGAACGUCCCACAAAUGGCCCACCCAACUUUUAGUUCAACAAAAUUGCCUUCAUAGAGAGGAUUCAUUGGAAAGGAAUUGAAUGUCUAGUGAGAUACAGAAAGGAUCACUUGAUUUGCUGUAUCAACUAGUGUUAAGGUGAGUGCCAUCUUCCUUGCCCAUGAAAUAAAACUUGGUCAGAUUCCAUAAAGUACAACAGUUCUUUGACCAAGCCUGUAUCCUUUGAAUAAAGUCAGUAUUGCAAAACGAAUCUUGAGGUACUGACGUUUCUGAUUCCUGCCAGAUUUCAUGCAGAUAUUAUUUGAAUCUGCCUCUUAAAAGUAAAAAAAUUCCUCUCAAAGAAAUAGCCUGGUAAGUCUCAAUUGUGUUUCCUCUUUUUAGGAAUAGUUCUGAUUCUCAGACUAAGUUCAUGUCACAUCUCCUUAUUGAUGACUCAAAUGUGCUUUUGAGUUCAGAAAUAGUAGGGAAAGCUUCUCUGCAGACCGCAUGUGGAAGGAAGAUCAUCCUGCACCAUGUUUGUUCUUCUUCCUCUUAAGGCCCACCUCAGGUUUCUUGCUUCUUUCACUUUCCCUCUUCCAUGUUUGUUACUGAUCUGUACUUUGUUCUAUUCCUUCUGCUUGUUUCAUUUCACGUUAUUUCAGAAAGGCCUUUCCAGAUUUCUUUGUAUUCCUCAAACUUUGUCAUCCUUAAUUACAUUAUAUUAAUGUAUAACAAUUAUUUCACCAUUUCCCUAUUGUUGGACAUUUAGGUUCCUUCCAGGUUUUUUUGCAAGUAUAUUUAAUGCCGCUAUGAAAAUCAAAGGCGUUUUCAAGGCAUGAUUACAUUUUGUAGCUUGUACUGGCCAGAUGGCUCUCCAGAAAGGUUUUGUGGGCUUACAUUUCUGUCAGUAAUAAAUGAGUUGUUUCACAGCAACCCCUGUUGCUUUUGGUUAUUUUUGACAGUUUGAUAGGUGUGGGGUGAUGCCUCAAAGUUGGUUUCAUCUGGUAUUUCUUUUAUUAUUAGUGAGGUUAAGCAGUUUUCAACUGGUUAGUAACUUGUUUUUCUUUUGAAAAUUGUAUCCUUUAGCCAUUUAUCCACUGUGUGUGUGUGGGGGGGGAGGGAUUUGAGGUAGUUACCACUGUAUUUUUUUCUAAUAAUUCCUUAUAUGGUUUAGAUGUCAAUCUUUAUCUGUCAUAUUUGUCCUUAAAUAUUUUCCCCAGUCUAUUCUUUCUUAAAAGUUAUUUUGAGUUUUAUUGUACAUAAAAUUUUUGUCUUAAUGUAGUCAAGCACAUCAGUUUGUUGUCUUCUAUUUGAAUGGGGGAAAAAUCCAUCCCCCUUCUACAAUUUAGAUAAACACUUUAUUACAUUUUAUUACGUAUUUUUAUGUUUAUGUUUGUGUCUCAGCUGGAACUUCCUGGGGUAUGUUGUGUAAAAUGUGAGUCAAAAUUCCUUUCCCUCCACAUUGCCAACCAAUUUUCCCAAGUUAGGUAAUGAAUCCUCUGCUCAGUCUCCUUCUUUUCUCUAAGUUCACCAAACAUUUGUCUUUUGUAGAUGUUUAGUUGGGUGUCUGGUGUUAUCUAGUCUAUUCCAUUGAUAGAUUUCUCCUUUCCUUGUACAGUGCCAGAUUGUUUUGAUAAUAACCACUUGGAUAAUUUGUUUUAAAGUUUCACAGGGCAAGACCACUUUCGUCAGCUUUUUUUUUCUUUAGUGUGCCCUUUGGCAAUUUUGCUUCCUCUU